Molecule: messenger RNA, 1431 nt
Organism: Nicotiana tabacum (common tobacco)
Lineage: Eukaryota; Viridiplantae; Streptophyta; Magnoliopsida; Solanales; Solanaceae
Product: guanylate kinase 2, chloroplastic/mitochondrial-like
Biological process (GO): purine nucleotide metabolic process
Cellular component (GO): cytosol
Molecular function (GO): GMP kinase activity
Source: RefSeq, a predicted model, not a curated record
AAAGCUGAGAAAAUCAGCAAUCGCUUAUCGCCCUGACCCGAAACAAGGCCGUUCAAAAUUGCAAAUAAGUGAGGAAUUGGGAAUUGGGAUUUUGGAUAAACCCUAGAUUAGAAAUCUCUUCUCCCAGCCAGUCAAAGAUUCUCAAACUAAUAGCCCGCAUUAACAGUCCUUACUUCCGAUUCUCUAUUCAUCUCCGUGAAAUUCACGCUCCAUUUUCCCAGCGUUUUUUCUCCUCUCAUCCGAUAUAAACUCGAUGCAAUUUCGUAGGCUCUACACCUCUUUAUCAAAUUCUAGCCGCGAUCCAUUUCUCCUCUAUCGAAAUCUCAAAAACCCUUUUGCUGUUUUUGACCCUAACCCACAAUUCCUCUCAACACCAAGAAUCUUGAAAAAAAGGCCAAUUCUUGUAACCAAACGUUUAGUGUCAUCAUUUCCUGCUAUGGCGGAUGCAAGAAGACCCGCCCAUGUCCCUAUACCACCCCCUGAAACUGCCGAUAAGGCUGAAUUGUAUCGGGCCCUCGAGGCGGCGGUGGGGUCGCCGUUUAGUUCAGGUCCAUUGGUACCCGACCCUCAUCCUUUGAUCAUUGUGGUUAGUGGCCCGAGUGGGGUUGGUAAAGAUGCGGUGAUUAAAAGGCUUAGAGAAGUUAGGGAGAAUAUGCAUUUUGUUGUUACUGCUACGAGCCGGGGUAAAAGGCCCGGUGAAGUUGAUGGAAAUGAUUACUUUUUUGUGAGUAAAGAAGAGUUUAUAACAAUGAUUGAGAGACAUGAGUUGUUGGAGUAUGCAUUGGUGUACGGGGAUUAUAAGGGUAUACCAAAACAGCAAAUUAGGGAUCAAAUGGCUAAAGGAUUGGAUAUAGUGUUGAGAGUUGAUAUACAAGGGGCAGCGACGUUGAAGAGGAUUUUGGGUAAAUCUGCAGUGUUUGUGUUUUUAGUGGCGGAGAGUGAAGAUGCAUUAGUGAAGAGGUUGAUUGAUAGGAAGACUGAGACUAAAGAGACUUUGCUUGUGAGAAUUGCCACGGCUAGGGAGGAAGUGAAGCAUAUGGAGGAAUUUGAUUAUGUGGUAGUGAAUAGAGAAGGGGAGUUGGAGAAUUCUGUUAAGUUGAUGGAGUCUAUUAUUGAUGCAGAGAAAGCUAAAGUCAGGCAAAGAACUGCGACGAUUUAGAGAUUGUCUCCCUUCGAGUCAUUAAUUUGUUUCUUUGAUUAAGUUGAGCUAACGUUAUUAAAGGUUUUUUUUGUUUCCUAUUUCUUCUAUGGAAUUGUAUAACUUUGUCUGGUUGUUGCAUUUCCAUAGGGGACCAUUUCAUGCAUGGAUAACAGAUUCUCGAUGCAAAGGUUUUCCUUAAGCAAAAAUUGUUUAAGUUUGGUACGUGUGUUAAUCCUUGUCUAGCUCAUUUUUGGUUGAGGCAGAGGAAAGGUUACUUCCUGUCUUUGAUC